AGUUGUGUCCAAUCACAGCUGAUCGGAUGUAAAUCAGGAAAUGCCGGGCACUGAUGAUCAGUGUGCCCUGAUGAUCAGUGCAGCCCCAGCAGUGCCACCUGUCAGUGUCCAUCAGUGCCAGCUGUCAGUGCUCAUCCAUGCCACCAGCCAGUGCCCAUCAGUGCCCAUCAAUGCCACAUAUCAGUGCCCAUCUGAGCUGCCAGUCAGUGCCACCCAGUGUCACCCAACAGUGCCAGUCAGUGAUGCCUGUCAAUGCCCAUCAGUG
This is a messenger RNA of Staurois parvus, 265 nucleotides long. The record is from the annotation of a GenBank genome assembly. NCBI's taxonomy places the organism in Eukaryota, Metazoa, Chordata, Amphibia, Anura, Ranidae.